This is a messenger RNA of Paramecium sonneborni, 531 nucleotides long. Lineage: Eukaryota; Ciliophora; Oligohymenophorea; Peniculida; Parameciidae. The record is from the annotation of a GenBank genome assembly.
UUUUAGAUUAAGCAUUAUUGAUGGGUGCCUAGAUUUGUCCAAAUGCUCAACACAAAUCUCAUGAUGAAAUUACUGUGUAAAAGAAACCUAAAAUUGAUAUAUAAAAGCCCCCUUAAAUUCAUAAGCUAGAACCUAUAAUUUAAUUGAGUUUUCAUGAAGAAAUUAUGGAAAUUCAAAGAGAAAGAUAAUAUUCAAUUCCUAAACAGACAACAUAAGAUUAUAGUACAUCUAAAUUGGAAAUAAAUGAAAACAAGAUUGAAUAACUUGAAUAAUUUGAAAAAAGUCAAUUAUGUUCCUAAAAUGACUAAAAAGAUUAAUAAAAUGAUUCACGAGAUGAUUCAAAUAGUGCAUUGCUUGAAUGUAUAAUUAUAUGAACAUAAUAUAGUUAAAUUUAAACCGAUACUUAAAAACGUAAUUGCUCAAAAGAAUUGUUAAAAUGAUGGAGAAUCACAAAAAUCUGUCAAAAAGGUCACAUUUAAUAAGAAAUAGAAAGUGAUUUAUAGUGGUUUCAGACAAUAAAAUUAAUGAGGA